This is a messenger RNA of Anthostomella pinea, 618 nucleotides long. The record is from the annotation of a GenBank genome assembly. Lineage: Eukaryota; Fungi; Ascomycota; Sordariomycetes; Xylariales; Xylariaceae.
AUGUCAACUAAGGGCAAGGAGACGGCAGCCGGCCAAGAUCCCGCGCCCACGAAUCUCCGGGGCAUCCCCUUUGCGCCAUUUGUCGACAAGGUCGAAGACUAUGUUUCGUCCAGGAAUGAGGUCGAAGCGACCUUGCGAAGCUUCCAGGAAAUGAUAUCCAAAUAUCAGUUUAUGGAGUUGAAUUUGCAACGGCGAAUUGCUGGGCUGAAUGACAAAAUGCCCGAUAUCCAGAAGACCCUGGAGACAGUUCGAUUCCUCAAGACAAGAACGGACGACUCAGACCCGAUCGAGACGACGUUCGAACUCAACGAUACCCUGUUUGCCAAAGCAUCUAUACCGCCGACGGAUGAAGUGUAUCUAUGGCUAGGGGCCAACGUGAUGCUUUCAUAUCCCAUCGACGAAGCUGAGACGCUUCUGACAUCCAAGCUCUCAGCUGCAAAGCAGAGCCAUGCCAACUGUGAGGAGGACCUGGAUUUUCUGAGAGAACAGAUCACAACCAUGGAGGUUGCAAUAGCACGAGUGUACAAUUGGGAUGUUGUCCAGAAGCGCAAGGAGAAAGCCGACGACGAUAGUAAAGAGAAGGAGACUAAAGCCGGUGGUGACCAGCCGGAUGGGUGA